AUGACUACAGAACAGUCAGGAAAUACGAAAGCAGAGCCGGCUCUCCCUUCACCUGCCAAUCAGAGCGAGCCAGUGUCUGAAAAACCAAACUACGCUCUGAAAUUCACUCUGGAGGGACACACGGAAGCAGUAUCAUCAGUUAAGUUUAGUCCUAAUGGAGAAUGGCUAGCAAGUUCUUCUGCUGAUAAAGUAAUUAUAAUUUGGGGAGCCUAUGAUGGAAAAUAUGAGAAAACACUUAAAGGACACAAUCUUGAAAUAUCAGAUGUUGCCUGGUCAUCAGAUUCCAGUCGUCUUGUUUCUGCCUCAGAUGAUAAAACUCUAAAAAUUUGGGAUGUGACAUCUGGAAAAUGUUUGAAAACACUAAAGGGGCACAGUAAUUACGUUUUUUGCUGUAAUUUCAAUCCACCGUCCAACCUCAUCAUUUCAGGAUCUUUUGAUGAAAGCGUGAAAAUAUGGGAGGUGAGAACAGGCAAGUGCCUUAAGACUUUGUCAGCUCAUUCUGACCCAGUUUCUGCUGUUCAUUUUAAUUGUAGUGGGUCCUUGAUAGUAUCAGGUAGCUAUGAUGGUGUCUGUCGAAUCUGGGAUGCUGCAUCAGGUCAGUGUUUAAAAGCACUUGUUGAUGAUGAUAACCCUCCUGUCUCUUUUGUAAAAUUUUCUCCAAAUGGUAAAUAUAUUCUCAUUGCAACUUUGGACAAUACUCUUAAACUAUGGGAUUACAGCAGAGGCAGAUGCCUGAAGACAUAUACUGGUCACAAGAAUGAGAAAUACUGUGUAUUUGCCAGUUUUUCAGUUACUGGUGGAAAAUGGAUUGUCUCUGGUUCAGAGGAUAACCUGGUAUAUAUUUGGAACCUUCAAACUAAGGAGAUUGUACAGAAAUUACAAGGUCAUACAGAUGUGGUAAUCUCAGCAGCUUGUCAUCCUACAGAAAACAUCAUUGCUUCAGCAGCAUUAGGAAAUGACAAAACAGUUAAAUUGUGGACGAGUACUUACUAA
Molecule: messenger RNA, 993 nt
Organism: Rangifer tarandus platyrhynchus (Svalbard reindeer)
Lineage: Eukaryota; Metazoa; Chordata; Mammalia; Artiodactyla; Cervidae
Source: the annotation of a GenBank genome assembly